AUGUAUGUGAUGUCUGAUAGUGGAGAGGGUGCCCAGUACCUGUGUGUUCCGCCGGAUCCGGGCAUUCGGACCAGUGAGGCUGCCGCUCUAGGUGCUAGUGCGUCUGCUGCCCCAGGUGCUAGUGAGGCUGCCGCCCCAGUUGCUCGCGUGUCUACUACCCCAGGUACUGGUGAGGCUGCUGCUCUAGGUCUCUACCUCCCCUCGUUCUCUACGAACUUGGUGGCAGGUAGUGCACUCGAGGACGGGGGUGUUCACCAGUUCACCCCUGCCUACGAGCGCGUGACACACUGCGCGUGUGCUCGGACGGGUCGCCACUUGGCUAUGUUCACUUGGCAGCCGGGGUCGGACCUGUACACACUGACCACUAAGCUCCCUCAGGUAGCUGCAUCUGCGUCUACGUCUGUGUCUGGUCAGCUAUAG
This is a messenger RNA of Closterium sp. NIES-65, 420 nucleotides long. The record is from the annotation of a GenBank genome assembly. Lineage: Eukaryota; Viridiplantae; Streptophyta; Zygnematophyceae; Desmidiales; Closteriaceae.